GCUCUGUGGCCGGAAGUCGCCGACUGACACGUCACUCAAACGCGAGUACCUCUGUUGUGGUCGGACAGUCAUUUGGCUGAAAUCAGGCGUUGUUUUGCGAAUAAGAUUCAGAUCUCUCUGAGUUUUCAUAAGAAACAUGUCUACCUCGGUUUUUUCUGUAAUAUCUCGGUUUUUGGAGGAGUACGUUAGCAGCACGCCAAACAAAUUGAAAGUGGUAGACGCUUAUCUUUUGUACAUCUUGCUGACCGGAGCCCUGCAGUUUCUCUACUGCCUGCUAGUUGGGACAUUCCCUUUCAACAGCUUUCUGUCAGGCUUUAUAUCCUGUGUCGGGGCCUUCAUUCUUGGAGUCUGUCUUCGCAUCCAGAUCAACCCGCAGAACAAAGGAGACUUCCUAUCUAUAUCUCCAGAGCGAGCCUUUGCAGACUUCUUAUUUGCUCACACAGUUCUCCAUCUUGUAGUCAUCAACUUUAUCGGCUGAGAGAUGCCCUAUCCCAUUGCAGUAUGGUACAGGACCAGCAUUGUGGUUGACGAUUCUGCUAAUCUCCUUUAUGUGAGAUUGUGCUGUAUCAUCUGAGGCAGAGAGAGUGUUGAAACCUCAGCACUGUAAAUUCGGUUGUAAAUCUCCCAUGAUGUACAUCAGACCCAUUUCUGUGAUUUGGUGAAAUGUUUGAAAGGUCCCCUCUGUACUUCUGACUGCCGCUUUUUACAUCAGAUACAUUUUGAAAUAAAUGGGGAAUAAAGCUCA
Messenger RNA from Brienomyrus brachyistius, 745 nucleotides. Its product is annotated as dolichyl-diphosphooligosaccharide--protein glycosyltransferase subunit dad1. Bases 137 to 478 code for a protein of 113 amino acids. Lineage: Eukaryota; Metazoa; Chordata; Actinopteri; Osteoglossiformes; Mormyridae. Gene Ontology annotation, cellular component: oligosaccharyltransferase complex; membrane. Gene Ontology annotation, biological process: protein N-linked glycosylation. The record is from RefSeq and is a predicted model, not a curated record. The transcript is spliced from 3 exons.